Molecule: messenger RNA, 4667 nt
Organism: Micropterus salmoides (largemouth bass)
Lineage: Eukaryota; Metazoa; Chordata; Actinopteri; Centrarchiformes; Centrarchidae
Gene: fam13a
Product: family with sequence similarity 13 member A
Exons: 26
Coding region: 169-3495 (1108 amino acids)
Biological process (GO): signal transduction
Source: RefSeq, a predicted model, not a curated record
UCAGGGUUGCGUUUGGAGUAUGUGGUUGCCACGUUUUUAGGGGAAGGGGAUUUCAACCACUGUGAAAAGUCCAAGAGUUUAUCCUGGAACAGAGUGAGGAAAGUAGGAGGGAAGAUAGAAGCACAUUUUCCUCAUCUUUGCCUCCACAGGCAUUUCUUCUGUGGAAGAAUGGGGGCAGGAGCUCUGGCCAUCUGUCAGCAUAACAAGACAGCGGUGCAGAUUAAAGAAGACAUGAAGAAGAUGGUCCAGAUACCCAUACUGCGACCCAGGACAGUGACGGCCAAGCACGCCAAGUUGUUUGGGGUGUCCCUGUUUGAGCUGCAGGAGAAGGGCCAGAUGGAGGACGGUGUGCCUCGGGUGUUGCGAAGGCUGGUGGAGCAUCUCGGCAAGCAUGCCUUGCAUCAGGAGGGUCUGUUCAGAGUGAAUGGGAAUGUGCGGGCUGUGGAGACCCUGAAACAGCGACUGGAGAGUGGAGAGGAUGUGGACCUUCUCUCUGAAUCUGAUUCGUGUACAGUGGCCAGCUUGCUGAAACGAUACCUCAGGGACCUGCCAGAGGGUCUGGUGGACUCAACAGUCCAACAGGCACUGAUACAUCAAUACCAAGAGUGUGCCGAUGAUGUCUCUUGGACAGAUAUGAGAGACCUGCUCCAGCAGCUUCCAGACGUCCACCACAACCUCCUCCGCUACCUCUGCCACUUCCUCACCCUUGUGGAGUGCAACCACAAGGAAAACCGCAUGACUGCCCACAACCUUGCUACUGUGUUUGGACCCAGUGUCUUCCAUGUGGCUCCUGGUUUUGAAGCAAUGAAGGACCAAAAUAUCUGUAACAAGAUUAUGGUCAAGCUCAUCCAGAACUACAGCAAUAUAUUUGAGACCGACAGAGACAGAGAAGGCCGCACAGAAGAACAAUCCACCCUUAUUGUUGUCAAGGAGGCACACGCGACAGAUGCCGACACCAAGAAUUCACCCAGCCACCUCAAUGCGACGGAGCCGACGCCGGUUUCCAGGACAAAGGCUGGACAAAAAACCCCACCACAAAAUGUAGAACCUCUGAACAAAUCCUCCGCUGACACUCCGAAGGCGAGGCAGAGGAAAAGGAAGGUGAGGAAAGGGAAGUGUGACGGCAUGACUCAAGUUAUCCCUCGGCCCAGACGCUCUGCUGGGUUGCCCCAUGCGAGACCCCUGUCCAUAGUUUUGCCCCUGACCUCACAGCUGAGGACUACCAGUCCAGAGCCAAUGGAGACUGCUCCCAUUCCACUGGCUCGCCAAGACACCCCAGACGCUGCCUCGCAACUAAAGCACCUCGAUGUCAGUCCCUCUGGCAGCAUGGAGGGCCUCAGCAGCUCACAAGAAGAUGAGAGGCCAAUAUCCCCUUUCUACAUGAGUAACCACCUCUCUCCUGUCCAGUGCAGACCAGAUGUUGUAAAUUUUCUGGACCGGACGAUACGUUCAGCAGUGGAGCAGCACCUGUUCGAUGUAAACCCUUUAGGGGAUCAAAGUUCAGAGGACUGUGAGUUGACUCCACGUCCACCAUCUCCAAGAGUGAAGGCAACUGCCCGACAGAGACGUCGACACCAGAGAGAGCAACAGGAGGAGGGGCUGAGACACAAAGAAAGAAACAGAGCUGCGUCCAUCAGAGCAGACACCAACAAGGAGAACAUCCCGUCGAGCGGUGGAAGCAGUUCAGGCAGCGUGGGGGAGGACACGGGAAGCGGCAUGGACUCACAGGGAGGCCAGGGUGGUCACACAGAGCGAACCCCCAACCCCAGGAAGUCGAAACACAGCCCGACACUGAUGCAGCUCACUGACAACCAGGAUGCCCACGCAUUCAAAGAAUGGGUUGGUGAGGGACCUGAAGCAAACCACAUGGAGACAUUUCAUAACGGGAAUGAAAUUUCAAGAAAAGAUGGCCUUCCUCCCCCUCCACAGACGUUAAGGAUGAAGAUCCAGGAGUCGCCCGUCACUUGUGACACGGGGAGGGUCGGCGGCGGAGACGUGCGAGGCUCAGACCCGGACUGCGAGAGGACGAGCUGCGAGGACGUGCCCCGGCUGGAUCUGACAGCACUGACUGAGGACAACAACUGGGGAGAUUCCCUGUUCUUCAACGCCCCUUUCCUUGAUUUCAAAAGCAUUUUUCAUCCAAGUUGUUAUGAUGAACCCGUCCCGGCGUACUCGCCACUGCAGAGGGAGAGCAUGGACCGCGAGGAAGCUCGACUCUCCCCCCACGCCGGGGGGCGUCUCAUCCGCCAGCUGCUGGAGGAAGACAGCGACCCGAUGCUGUCCCCUCGCUUCUACGCCUACGGGCAGUGCCAGCAGUACCUGGACGACACUGAAGUGCCUCCCUCACCACCAAACGCACACUCAUUUGUCAGUCGCAGACGGAGUUCGUCUCUUGGAUCAUGUGACGAUGAGAAGGAGGAGUUGACAUCCGCCCAGCUCACAAAGAGGAUCCACGUGCUGAAGAAGAAGAUCCACAGGUUCGAGGAGAAGUUUGAAGAGGAGCGGAAAUACAGGCCAUCCCAUGGUGAUAAAGCUGCAAACCCGGAGGUGCUGAGAUGGGUAAACGAACUGUCCAAGCUGCGUAAAGAGCUAAAAGAACACAAGUUGAUGAAGUCUGAAGAGGAUUUGCCGCCAAUGACUCGCCAGCGCAGCAACACGCUGCCCAAAAGCUUCGGCUCUCAGCUGGAGAAAAAACCCCAGCAGGAGAAAGUGCCCAAGCCUCCGGUGGAAAGCACCCUGGAGACGAUUUUGAAGAAGCUGCAGGAGAAGAGGGAGGAGGUGAGCCGCUCUGAGGACAUCAAGGAUAUGACAAGAGAGCAGAUCGGAGCGGAGAAAGUCGCCCUGCAGAAAGCUCUACUCCACUACGAGAGCAUACACGGUCGACCGGUCACUAAGAGCGAGAGGCAGAUCAUGAAACCCCUGUACGACAGAUAUCGCCUGGUGAAGCAGAUCCUGUGCAGAGCUUCCACCAUCCCCGUCAUUGGCUCUCCCUCCAGCAAGCGCAGAGGUCCCCUCCUUCAGCCUAUUAUCGAGGGCGAAACCGCACUCUUCUUCGAUGAUAUCAAGGAGGAAGAGGACGGCUCAGAGGACGACGGAGACUCAAAGACCCAGUUCACCGUGACCGCCCGGCCCGACCUAAGCGUGCUCGGCUUGCUGGACCACAUGGACGAGGAAGCGGACGGUUUCAUUUCACCCGUGGACGACCUCUCGCCGUCAAAGAACAUGACGGACAUGAGGCUGUCCAACCUGCACUCCGCCACCACGCAGGAACUUGUGGAGCAACUCCAAGAGGCUCGAGAGGAGAAGAAGAUUCUCCGCAAAAACCUGAAAGAGUUCGAGGACCAGUUCUUCAGACAAAAUGGAAGAAAUGUGCAGAAGGAGGACCGCUCCCCGCUGGCAGUGGAGUACAACGAAUACAAGCACGUUAAAGCCAAACUGCGGCUGCUGGAAGUCCUCAUCAGCAAAAGAGACUCGACUAAUCUAAGAGACAAAUAAAAGACUCUAAAAGGACUGAUGCUUAAGUCUCCAGAAACACAUCUCACCCUGCUGGAAAAAAAACAUCUGAUUUCGCUUCUGGGCGCCAUCUGUGCCUCUCAUGUUUCUGGCUGGGGCCUGUUAAUCUGUUCUGUCGGGCGCAGUGGGGGUUUUUUUGGAGCACACAGAGAGCCGCCGACCCACACCUAAUUGAAAGCGACACAGAGUGACCUGAGGAGUUUGUUUCUAACCAAACCUCACCUUCAGGAUGUUUUUUUUCCCCUCGAGACUAAGCAAACACGCACACAAAUAACCUGAAUCACACUUUUAUUGCUAAUAAUUUAUUUCUAUCCUUGUGAAUGUUUAUAUCGGAAAAGUUAUUUUUCUCGCGCUUUCACUGUAGAAGUCUUAAAAAUAAAACUUGUAAGUAAAAUAAUAGAUAUCAAAUUAUUGCUAUUUUUAAAGAAGGAUUUUGCGAUCAAGAUUUCCGUGUAUUUUUGUAAGGGAGACGUUACUAUUUGUAUAACUCCAAUCAGCUUGACAGUAUUCACUAAAAAAUUUGCUUUCUCUAUUUCAUUUCUGACCGUCUUAUGUCUGAAAUAAUCUAGAAGUUAAAUUGAGUAUUUGCUUACUAAAACAAGUAGUUUCUAAUUUUAAUACAACCCAAAGACAGUGACUCAGAGUGCAACCUGCGAACCAAAAUAUCUCAUCAAUAAAACAGCUUAUUUUUGUGAUCACUGGUACCUUCUCAAGCAUCUGACUCUAUAUUUUAUGCAUUGAUGUACUUCUUUCCCCACUUACUUCAUGUCAAAUAAGCUAUUUCUUGGAAUCACUGGUAUGUUUUUGCUCACACUGAUAAACAUUGACAAGGACGUAUGUGAGGCGACUCUGGAGGACAAAAAUGGGCACUAAAAGCUGCAGUUUUCCCAGAGUCCUGUGUCUCCUUCUGGUUCUAUCCAGAGCUCGUUUCUGUUCUUUUGUAAAUAUUGAUCAUCACUGUGUAUGUUUACAUUUCUGUGAGCGAGUACAUUUUUCCUUUCUUUCUCCAAAAUGGAUGAUUAUCAGUGUGAAUUUGGUUUUUACUGAAUAUAAACACUGCCACGGCUUAAUGAAUUUUUGAGUGUGUACAUUUUAGUACAUAAAUUGUAUUUGUAUUUUGUAAAUAAUAUUAAUGAAAUCAUAUUUUUACUGAA